AUGGCUUCUGUCACAUCCUCCAGCCGCAGAUCUUCCUCGUCCUUCCACUCAUCUUCUCGUUACAGCACCUCCAGCUCCUUCAGGUCAGAGGGCUCACUGGACAGAUCGUCUGAUUCCCUGGAUCCACUCUUUGAGCCAUUUCUUGACUCUGACGGUUACUCCAGUUUGUUUAGAGAAGAGGGCUCCGGAGGUCAAAACUGUUUGGACCCCUUUAGCAGACGCAGCAGAUCCUCCUUUGGACAAAUGGCUCCCGUAGGUGGUGCUGUGACAGCCCGACAGAGCAGUACAGGUGGUGGUGUGCAUUGCUUGGGAGACAGUUACUACAUGUCAGCUGAUGUGAGCCAGUUUGAGCCGCACGAUGUGGUAGUGAUGGCCUUCAACCACCACGUUGUCGUUCAUGCAGAGAAGAUCCACGAUGAUGGAAGUGUCAGUGACACUUUCACCCAUAAGUCCCUGUUCCCAGAGGAUAUGGACCCCUUGUCUGUCAGUGGGAACAUUAAUCCUGAUGGUACUCUAGUUGUGAGCGUCCGCCGGACCACAGCACCGGAGCCCCAGAGUGUCCUGAUCUAUCGCAGCGAAGCUCACCUUUGA
Messenger RNA from Cheilinus undulatus (humphead wrasse), 591 nucleotides. RefSeq names its product heat shock protein beta-7-like. The record is from RefSeq and is a predicted model, not a curated record. NCBI's taxonomy places the organism in Eukaryota, Metazoa, Chordata, Actinopteri, Labriformes, Labridae. The transcript has 3 exons. Bases 1 to 591 code for a protein of 196 amino acids.